Wallemia ichthyophaga EXF-994 is the source of this 1527-nucleotide messenger RNA. RefSeq names its product Carboxylic acid transporter protein-like protein. The record is from RefSeq and is a predicted model, not a curated record. Gene Ontology annotation, cellular component: plasma membrane. NCBI's taxonomy places the organism in Eukaryota, Fungi, Basidiomycota, Wallemiomycetes, Wallemiales, Wallemiaceae. The transcript has 12 exons. Gene Ontology annotation, biological process: plasma membrane lactate transport. Bases 1 to 1527 code for a protein of 508 amino acids. Gene Ontology annotation, molecular function: secondary active monocarboxylate transmembrane transporter activity.
AUGGCUAAGAUCAAACAAGCAGUUAUCGAGCACUUUAAAGUAUCGAAAAACCCUGAACAACAGUACAGCUUGAAUCCCUUCAAGGUCUGCAAACAUAUCACUUUUCUUGGCUGGAUGCAAUACUUGAGUGCAUGGCUCUGUUGGUUCAUGGACGCAUAUGAUUAUUUCAGUGUUUCAUUGUCUGUCACCCCGCUUAGUGAAUAUUACGAGCGAGACACAACGAGUAUCACCACCUCAAUGACUCUCACGCUUCUUUUGCGUUCAGCUGGAGCACUUAUUAGUGGUCUGAUUAGUGACAAGUUCGGUAGACGCAAUGUCUUGGUCGUGACGAUGGCGAUCAUCGGUGCUUUAUCUCUGGCAACUGCGUACGCAAAAACGUUCUCGCAAUUCUUGGCAGUCAGGUCUCUUUACGGAAUUGGAAUGGGUGCCAUUUUCGGACCUGCAAGUAGUAUUGCACUUGAGUCUCUUCCCUCUGAGGCAAGAGGUCUUUUCUCGGGUAUCUUCCAACAGGGUUAUGCAGUCGGAUACCUAGUUGCUGCUGUUGUAAACCUGGGAUUUGUGCCGGGAUUGCCUGAUAACAUUGGAUACCGUGGUUUGUUUUACUUGGGUGCUGGUCUGUCAUGGGCAGCAGGUAUAAUUAGAAUGUUUGUCCCAGAAAGUGACACGUACAAGGCAGCCAAGGCACGUAAGAAGGAGCAGAUCGAAUCAGGCGAUUAUCAGCAAGUGUCUUCUAAGACAUACUUGAGGGAAAUCUGGAAAAUGAUUAAGAACUACUGGAUUAUGGCUCUUUACUGUUUCUGGGUGAUGACAUUAUUCAACUUUUUCUCCCACGCCUCACAAGACCUUCUCACAAAGAUCUUCGAAACUGCAAAAUGUAAAACCUCACAUGAUGCAACACUCCUCACUAUCAUUGGUAACGUCGGUGCAGUCGUUGGUGGUACGAUUGCCGGUGCAGUGUCGCAAAAAGCUGGUAGAAGAUUCACGAUGGCACUAUUUGCCGUAAUUGCGUGUGCAUUUAUUCCACUCUGGGUCAUUCCAAUGGACUUCAAUUCUUUGGCAGCCGGUGUGUUCUUUGUUCAAUUCGGUGUACAGGGCGCUUGGGGUGUCAUCCCAAUCUUCUUGCAGGAAGCAUCGCCACCAGCAUACCGUUCUCUGUUCUCCGGAUUGACGUAUCAGCUCGGUAACAUGGUAUCAAGUGCCUCAGCUCAAAUAGAAGCCAGAGCUGCAGAAACAAGAACAAUCAUUAAUUGCAGUGGUGAAGUUAUCGAAGAUUACAGUACGGUAGCAGGUAUUUUCGUCGGAAUCAUUGGAGCUCUCAUUUUCAUCACCGCUCUCGCUGGUAAGGAGAAUCUCGGUAAGGAUAUCGAGAAUGCCAAGACUGCUGGUGAAGCCGGUGCGGGUGAUCACGAGGAUGACGAGGUCGGACCCAUGGCCAACUUUGACAAUGACAGACAAAUGAAGAGAGUUGGAACGGAUUCCAUCUACUCCACUGAAAAAGGAUCAGUGAUGCACAAUGAACGUGUUUAA